This is a messenger RNA of Solanum verrucosum, 2060 nucleotides long. RefSeq names its product vacuolar protein 8. The record is from RefSeq and is a predicted model, not a curated record. Gene Ontology annotation, molecular function: protein binding. The transcript has a single exon. Lineage: Eukaryota; Viridiplantae; Streptophyta; Magnoliopsida; Solanales; Solanaceae. The coding region runs from base 48 to 1721 and encodes 557 amino acids.
UCUCUUUCUCUUUCAUUUUUCCCUCUCUCUGUGCUAAAAAAGCCGCCAUGAAAGUACCUGAAAACGAUCCGACUAACCCCAUUCACUCCAAUUCCCUACUCCUUCAAUCUCUUCUUGAUUCUAUUCCCCACACCCAAAGCUUCAAAGGCAAAUGGUCUUUAAUCAGAGCCAAACUAUCUAUACUCCAGUCUCACCUUUCUGACCUUUCCACUGCCCCCAUUAACGCUUUCCACAAUCCCCUUUACAAUGACCUACUUCUUGCGCUUUCUGUUACUCUGAAGGACGCUUUUUCCCUCUCUUCCAUUUGCCACAGUGCGAACCCGCCUGAAGGUAAACUCAAAACCCAGAAUGAUAUCGAUUCGGUUUCUGCAAAAAUUGAUAACCAUGUAAGGGAUUUGGAGGUUCUUGUUAAGAAUGGGGUUCUUCAAGAAAACGGUGCUGUUUCGACGAAUAUUACAUCGAAGAGGGAGACUAUACGGGCGGAAUCGAGGAAUCUGAUAACUCGGCUUCAGAUCGGGACGACUGAGUCGAAGAACUCGGUGUUGGAUUCGUUGCUUGGGUUGUUACAGGAAGAUGACAAGAAUGUAUUGAUUGCAGUAGCUCAAGGGGUUGUUCCGGUGCUUGUGCGGUUACUCGAUUCCAGCUCUUCGCCGGAGAUCAAGGAGAAAACAGUCAUCGCCAUUGCUAAAAUCUCAACUGUUGAUUCAAGCAAGCAUGUUUUGAUCGCCGAAGGUUUGUGUAUUCUCAACAAUCUUUUAAGGGUUCUUGAAUCUGGGAGUGUUUUGGGGAAGGAAAAUUCAUGUAUAGCUUUGCAAGCAUUGGGUCAUACAAAGGAGAAUGCAAGAGCAAUUGGGUCAAGAGGAGGAAUUUCAUCAUUGUUAGAAAUUUGCCAAACGGGAACACCCAAUUCUCAAGCUAUGGCAGCUGCAGUGCUAAAAAAUUUAGCUGUUUUCGAAGAAAUUAAAGAGAAUUUCCUUGAAGAAGACGCAAUUAUGAUCCUUUUAAGGUUAUCCAAUUCGGGGACAGCAUUAGCCCAAGAAAAUGCAAUUUCUUGCUUGUCUAAUUUGAUUUCUGGAGAUACCAAUAUGAAACUCUUGGUUGCCAGGGAAGGUGGAAUCGAAACCAUCAAGAAUUUCUGGGAUUCUGCUCCUUCAGUGCAGAGUCUAGAAGCCCUUGUUCUUAUGCUAAGAACGUUAGCUUCUUGCCCAUCAAUAGCUGAUGUAAUUGUGGACAAUGAAUUUUUACCUCGAAUUGUCGGUGUUCUGAAUUGUGGGGUUUUAGGUGUUAGGAUUGCUGCAGCAAAUGCAAUUUAUGAUUUGGGAUACAACACAAGAACCCGAAAAGAAUUAGGCGAAAUCGGGUGCAUUCCACCACUGGUGAGACUCACAGAAGGUAAAUCCGUGGAAGAGAAAGAAGCAGCUGCAAGUGCAUUGUCAAGUUUGAUGAUUUACGCCGGAAAUAGAAAGAUUUUCAGGAAGGAAGAAAGGGGUAUUGUGAAUGCAGUUCAACUUUUAGAUCCUGUGGUACAAAACUUAGACAAAAGACACCCUGUUUCGUUAUUGACUUCGCUUGUUUACUCCAAGAAUUGCCGGAAACAAAUGGUGGCUUCAGGGGCUUGUGUGCAUUUACAGAAGCUAGCUGAGAUGGAGAUUGAAGGAGCUAAAAAGCUCUUGGAUUGUCUUGGUAGAGGCAAACUAUGGGGAGUUUUCACCAGACAUUGAGCAGCAACAACAACAGUAAAACAACACAAGGAAAAUGCAAUCAAUCAAUCUGUAUGUAUAAAUAAAGAUCAAGUUUUUAUUUUUCUAAAUUAAAUCUUACGAUUACGAAUGUAAUUUUCCAAAGUUUUUUGUCUUUUUCUUGAUCAUGUUCAUAGAUUGUGGUUAUAAGUUAGUGGUAGAAGAAAAAAAAGUAAAUGUUGGUGAGUAGGCUAGAUAUUUGCUAAGUACUAGAUAGAAGAGAAGUUUUAUGUAAUAUCUUUGGGUUGUUGACCUAACUUGAUAGGUUUUUCCUUCUUGUUUUUCUACCAAAUAAAUUAAGUGAAGAAGUCUUCUCUUUGA